AUGUCGGCUGUCCCGACUCGAAAAAUACCAUCAGAGGGUGGCAAAUCUCUCAAGCUUGCUUGUGCUACUUGUAUUCAAGGCCACAGGGCAUCUUCUUGUAAGCACCAGGAUGGAUCUAAGGGUCCCCUUCUGGUGGUUAAACGUCGCGGUCGGCCGCUGUCACAAUGCCAAGAGUGCCGGGAGCGUAGGCUACUUACCGGUAGACACACGCGUUGUGAUUGUAAAAAGAAGGAAAAGAAAACUGCUGAACCAAGCGAGGAACGUCCCAUGAAACGCCGUGUUAGCAAUUCGUCCACGCCGAUCGAUUUAUCUAGCCGUGCUUCGUCUUGUAAACAGGGACCCCUUUCCUUUGAAUUUUUACUUAAUCCUUGCAAGUGUGAAGAUGGCACUAUAUGUGUUUGUUGCAGAUCCCCUUACGAUGAUCAAAAGCUCGAACCUAUCACUAGUUGUUACAAAGAAAAUUUUGCAAACAUUGCCCCUACAUUGCCUAAAGAACAAUCUUCAAGUUCAUGCUGUGUUCCACCAUCUAUCAAGUUGCAAGAUGAUGUCAACCGAUCGAUGAAAUUGUUAGCCAAAGCUGCAGACAUGUCUCGAUCCUAUACACCCGAGUGCCAAUGCAUCGGGCCAUGCCGCUGUAAAGGGUGCUUGGGACAUGACUCGAAAUAUAACCAAGCAGAACUCAGUGAUGCCCCCACCUGUAAAACAUGUGUCGCAUGUGACAUUUCUAUGGAGAAUCCAACAGGUAUUGACACUAUUGAUCGUUGGGCUUUCACGGAUGCUGGCGUAUCCAGCCAGCGUUUUGCGUACGAUGUAAAGUAA
Messenger RNA from Malassezia restricta, 819 nucleotides. Its product is annotated as copper ion binding protein. Gene Ontology annotation, biological process: intracellular copper ion homeostasis; positive regulation of transcription by RNA polymerase II; intracellular iron ion homeostasis. The record is from RefSeq and is a predicted model, not a curated record. The coding region runs from base 1 to 819 and encodes 272 amino acids. Gene Ontology annotation, cellular component: nucleus. Gene Ontology annotation, molecular function: copper ion binding; DNA-binding transcription factor activity, RNA polymerase II-specific; RNA polymerase II cis-regulatory region sequence-specific DNA binding. The transcript has a single exon. NCBI's taxonomy places the organism in Eukaryota, Fungi, Basidiomycota, Malasseziomycetes, Malasseziales, Malasseziaceae.